Messenger RNA from Hansenula ciferrii, 1458 nucleotides. Its product is annotated as ammonium permease MEP3. Gene Ontology annotation, biological process: ammonium transmembrane transport. Gene Ontology annotation, cellular component: plasma membrane. The coding region runs from base 1 to 1458 and encodes 485 amino acids. The transcript has a single exon. The record is from RefSeq and is a predicted model, not a curated record. Gene Ontology annotation, molecular function: ammonium channel activity. NCBI's taxonomy places the organism in Eukaryota, Fungi, Ascomycota, Saccharomycetes, Phaffomycetales, Wickerhamomycetaceae.
AUGGGUGCCGUAUUAGAGGAAACUUAUGAUUCCGGUGUCGUGGCAUUUCUUAUAUUAUGUACAGCUUUAGUCUUUAUUAUGGUUCCAGGUUUGGGAUUUCUUUAUUCAGGUUUAGCAAGAAGAAAAUCUGCCCUUUCAUUAAUAUGGGCUGUAUUAAUGGCAUGUUGUGUUGGUAUUUUCCAAUGGUAUUUUUGGGGUUAUUCAUUAGCUUUUUCUAAAACUGCAACAAAUAAAUUUAUUGGUAACCUGGAUUCAUUUGGAUUUAGAGAUGUUUAUGGUAAAGUUGAAUCUGAUGACCAAUAUCCUGAAUUAGUAUUUGCAAAUUAUCAAAAUAUGUUUUUAUGUGUCACUUUGGCAAUUAUUGCAGGUGCUACAGCUGAAAGAGGUCGUUUAUUACCUCAUAUGGUUUUCCUUUUCCUUUGGGCAACUUUAGUUUAUUCUCCAAUAGUUUGUUGGAUUUGGAGUUCAAAUGGUUGGGCUGCAUCUUGGGGAGUUUUAGAUUAUGCUGGUGGUGGUCCAGUUGAAAUUGGUUCAGGUGUUGGUGGAUUUGUUUAUUCAUGGUUUUUGGGUAAACGUAAAGAAAAAUUAUUAAUAAAUUUUAGACCUCAUAACGUUUCAUUAAUUACUUUAGGUACUGUAUUACUUUGGUUUGGAUGGUUAGGUUUUAAUGGUGGUUCAGCAUUUGCUCCAACUAUGAAGGCAAUGAUGGCUAUUAUGAAUACAAAUUUAACUGCUUCUUUUGCUGCAAUGACUUGGUGUUUAUUAGAUUAUAGAUUAGAGAAAAAAUGGUCCACUGUUGGGUUAUGUUCAGGUUUAGUUUCAGGUUUAGUUUCAUCAACACCUGCUUCAGGUAUGAUUACACCUUAUGGUUCAGUUAUAUUGGGGAUUGUUACUGGUAUAGUUUGUAAUUUUUCCACUGGAUUGAAAUAUUUAGUUGGAGUUGAUGAUUCUUUGGAUAUCUUGGCUGAACACGGUAUUGCAGGUAUGUUGGGAUUAUUUUUCAAUGCAUUAUUUGCAGCUGAUUGGAUUAUUGGAAUGGAUGGUUCAACUGAACAUCCAGGUGGAUUUAUUUCUCAUAAUUAUAAACAAAUUUAUAAACAAAUUGCAUUUAUUGCAGCUUGUACCGGUUAUGUUGCAGUUGUUACAUCAUUGAUUUGCUUUGUUAUUGAUAAGAUCCCAGGUUUAAAAUUAAGAGCUAAUGAAUAUGCUGAAGCUGCAGGUAUGGAUGAAGAUCAAAUUGGUGAAUUUGCUUAUGAUUAUGUUGAAGUUAGAAGAGAUUUCUUAAGUUGGGGUAAUAAUAAUCAAAUGGAACAAAAUCAAGAUGGUUCAUAUAUUCCAAAUCCUUUAAAUCAUCAAGAUGAUCAUAUUCCAAGAGUUGAAACUCAUGAUGGUGAAAAUGGUGAAUCAAGUGAAUUAAGUGAUCAUCAACAUUUAGAUCAAGAAAAACAAGGGGUAUGA